CCGCCAUGAUGGACAUGAACCUGACGCGGCCGGACAACGCCACCCUCCUGAUGCUCCAGGACCCCACGAUCGCGGUGGCCCUGCCGGUGGUGUACUCGCUGGUGGCGUUGGUCAGCAUCCCGGGCAACCUGUUCUCCCUGUGGGUCCUGUGUCGCCACAUCGGACCCCAGUCGCCGUCGGUCAUCUUCAUGAUCAACUUGAGCGUGACGGACCUGACGCUGGCCAGCGUGCUGCCGUUCCAGAUCUACUACCACUGCAACGGCCACCACUGGGUGUUCGGCGAGCUGCUGUGCAACGCGGUGACGGUGGCCUUCUACGCCAACAUGUACUCCUCCAUCCUCACCAUGACCUGCAUCAGCGUGGACCGCUUCCUGGGCGUCGUGUACCCGCUGGCCUCGGCCCGCUGGCGCCGGCGCCGUUACGCCGUGGCGGCCUGCGUGGCCAUGUGGCUGCUCCUGCUGGCCGCCCUGUCCCCGCUGGCCCGCACCGACCUCACAUACGCGGUGGAGGCGCUGGGCAUUGUCACGUGCUUCGACGUGCUCAAGUCCACCAUGCUGCCCAGCGUGGCCAUGUGGGCCAUCUUCCUGUUCACGCUGUUCAUCGUGCUGUUCCUGAUCCCCUUCGUGGUCACGGUGGCGUGUUACACCGCCACCAUCCUCAAGCUGCUGCGCACCCCGGACCCCCACGGCCGCGGCCAGAGGCGCCGCGCCGUGUGCCUGGCGGCCGUGGUCCUCCUGGCCUUCGUCACCUGCUUCGCGCCCAACAACUUCGUGCUGCUGGUCCACAUGGUCAGCCGGCUCUUCUUCGGACGCAGUUACUACCACGUCUACAAGCUCACCCUGUGCCUCAGUUGCCUCAACAACUGCCUGGACCCCUUCGUCUACUACUUUGCCUCCCGCGAGUUCCAGCUGCGUCUCCGCGACUAUCUGGGCUACGGCCGGCUGCCGACCGACGGCACCGAAGCCCGCCGGGACAGCCUCUUCUCCGCCCGGACGCUGUCGGCGCGCUCCACGGCCAGCGGUCACGCCGACGGGCCCGAGGGGGCCGGCCGGCCCUGCCUCAAGAGGCAGGAGAGCUUGCUCUGAGCCCGUCGUCCCCGUCUGCUCCCUGCGCCUGGUGCAAGCCGGACCUGAUGUCCAUCUCUUUGUUUUUUCACUCCGG
This is a messenger RNA of Equus quagga, 1161 nucleotides long. It is a transcript of the gene P2RY8, whose product is annotated as P2Y receptor family member 8. Gene Ontology annotation, biological process: phospholipase C-activating G protein-coupled receptor signaling pathway; positive regulation of Rho protein signal transduction. NCBI's taxonomy places the organism in Eukaryota, Metazoa, Chordata, Mammalia, Perissodactyla, Equidae. Gene Ontology annotation, cellular component: membrane. Gene Ontology annotation, molecular function: G protein-coupled purinergic nucleotide receptor activity. The transcript has a single exon. The record is from RefSeq and is a predicted model, not a curated record. Bases 6 to 1085 code for a protein of 359 amino acids.